Paracoccidioides lutzii Pb01 is the source of this 363-nucleotide messenger RNA. RefSeq lists its product as hypothetical. The record is from RefSeq and is a predicted model, not a curated record. The coding region runs from base 1 to 363 and encodes 120 amino acids. The transcript is spliced from 3 exons.
AUGCUCGACUCGUUGUUUGGCGUUUCUCUUGAAUGGGAAGGAAGAUCUGCCAGAUACAUUACGAAGCCCAACCCGGAAAAGGAGAUGAGCGAAACCCCCUACGCGGCGGGAAGUUUGGCGGAGAGGGAAUCGGUCACAUCCAAAUUCCAACUUUCCGGGAGUUCUUAUUCCAAUCAAGGUGAAAAAAAGCAACUGGUUGGAAUGAUAUUUCUUGAGCUCCGAGAACUCCCGACCAACCCAUUUGUGGUUCCUUUUGUGACUGGCGGGCGCGGGAUGCUGGAAGAAAUGGGAAAUGUCGGGAUGACAGUGCAGGCAGCCGGUUGGUUGGUUGGGGACCCCAAUCUGCAUGAUACUAGCGACUAG